CUUCCGGGGCUAUCAAGAUGUCGGCGCCCAGUAGUAACGAGACCCCGGGAACUGCGCUUAGGUCUCCUGUAGGAACUCCUGAAAAAAUCCGGGACUUGAUCAAUGAAGGGAUAGUGAGCGAGGAGCGGAGUGACGGCCGAAAGGACACAAGCAUUCUGUCGGAAGAAAACAACAGUUUUGAAGUCUUAGAAGAUUCAAUCUCGAACGAGGCAACAAGCAAAGAAGCGUUCUUCUCCAGGGUGGAGACAUUCUCCUCCCUAAAAUGGGCUGGUAAACCUCCAGAAUUGUCUCCACUUAUAUGCGCUCAGUAUGGAUGGUCAAACAUAGAGUGUGACAUGCUGAAAUGCUCCAGUUGCAGUGCCUACCUCUGUGCUAGCCUCCAGUCAGCCUUGGACUUCACCAAAUAUAAGCAGCGCUGCUUGGAAUUGCAGGAAGCACUGAGGACCACUCAUGAGAAGUUCUGCUUUUGGCCAGAAAGUCCAUGUCCAGAACAUUUCUGGACCCUUCUGAUAGCUGAGUCAUCUUCAGUCAUCACUGACUUUAUUGACCGUUUCCAAAAUCUUUGUCACUUGAAACUGCAACUUCCAUCCCUGAAACAUGAAGAUCUCAAAAGCAUGGACCUUACAGAGGAAACAGUAAGCCUACUACUUCACUUGAUUGAGGAUGAGCUACAGGGACAAAAGAAUGCUAUGCACAGCUUGGGCAGUGACUCUUUGCAGGUGCACAUCUCGGCCUGUAUUUUGGCACUUUGUGGAUGGGACAGCAGCCCUUCCUCUGGUUCUUUGCCUCUGUCUAUCAUUCACUGUCCUCGAUGUAUGAGGAGGGUUGGUCUAUGGAGCUUCCAACAGCUGGAAUCUGUAGAUCUGGACUUAUCAAUAGGACCGCCAGGCACUCCAGUGUCUCCAGGAGAAGGCAUCAGUGAAAGAAUACCUUUGGGAGUUAUGUCUCCAAACAGAAGGAUCACUCGUAGUCGGGAUCUUGAACAGAGCCCCUCCUUGGCUAGCACUCCGCUGCGCAGUGGAGGAUCUUCGGUCUCACCUGAGUCAGAUACUGUACGGAGCCGCCCUGUGACUCGCAGCAUGGGACAUGGAGAUGGCCAAGGAGCUACAUCUGAAAUGUAUUCCAGUCCUCAUCGUAGGGCUAAACGCCCUAGACUCUGUUCCACUAGUAGUACGGAUUCUUCCCCCAAGGGUUGUUUUGAGCCACUAAGUCAGCACAAAAGUUGGUGUCCCUGGUUGACAGUGGUGAAAGGAGGUGAUAAGGGCAAAUCACAAGCAAAAGAAAAUGGAAAUUCAGACCAGAUAGCACUUGCUGGAUGGAAGGAAGUGUUGCGAGUACUGCUUGGAGAGGAGAAAUCCAGGACCCGAUUGGAAGCAGAUUCUUCAAGUGUCCCAGAGAAAUCUCACAAAGUCUUUAGAAUAUUUAGGCAGUGGCAAGUGUGCAGCUCAUCAUGAUGGCCAUGGGAUGUUCGGCAUUUUCUAGGUGAUUUCCAGUUCCGUCACCACCUACCAGCUUUAUCCAUACCAUGAGAUGAAUAUGCCUGUGUUCUGUAAAUUCUGAUCUGUGCUGAGGACUAUUUUAUAUAAAUUACUAUCCCCUCACAAAUAACUGUAAAAAGGAUUUACAGGCUAUGGACACCUUCAGAGGCAAUUUUUUUAAAAUAUCAUUGCACUCUACUUAUUGUGGGCUAAAAAUCAUGUUUUUAAUUGAGCUUUAAUAAGUAUUUAUGAGCUGUCAAGAGUUUUAAGAACAGGGCAACCGUCUGCAGAUACACUCUCGAUUUAAAAUGAGUAGAAUGAAAAAAAUAAUAAUAAAUUGCCCCAAAGUUGUCCAUAGCCUUUAAUUAUUAUACAGAUGGAAAAUGUCACUUACAUACAUCUGGGCAAUUAAUUGUGGACCAGGAACAGCUUGUAGUAUAUGGCUAUUUUUGGAUGUAUGUUACACUGUGGUAGAGCAGGUGUGCGAGAGCUUCAUUUCUUGUAUAUGUACUUGCAUGCCUUUCUUGCUGUAAUAAAUAUUCUGGAAUA
Messenger RNA from Bufo bufo (common toad), 2027 nucleotides. RefSeq names its product zinc finger C3HC-type containing 1 (gene ZC3HC1). The transcript has 10 exons. Lineage: Eukaryota; Metazoa; Chordata; Amphibia; Anura; Bufonidae. Gene Ontology annotation, cellular component: nucleus. The record is from RefSeq and is a predicted model, not a curated record. Gene Ontology annotation, molecular function: zinc ion binding. The coding region runs from base 18 to 1454 and encodes 478 amino acids.